AUGGCUCCUAAAAUGAAAUUUCAAGAAGGAGAAAAAGUUCUAUGUUUUCACGGCCCUCUUUUAUAUGAAGCUAAGUGUGUGAAGUCAGAAGUGAAAGACAAAUUGGUUAGAUAUUUUAUACAUUAUAAUGGCUGGAAUAAAAAUUGGGAUGAAUGGGUCCCUGAAGCCAGAGUGUUGAAAUGUAAUGAAGCAGGAUUACAGAAACAAAAAGAACUGUUAAAAGCUCAUGCAGGAGGUGCCCCAGCAGCCAGAUCAUCCACACCCGUCCCAGAAUCAUCCAGCAGCACUAGUGUAGCAUCGAAUGAACCAAAGAGAAAACGAGCCAGGACAGCUGAUUCCACAGUAGAAUCUGAAGAGUCAUUCCUGACAAAAAUAGAAGUAAAAAUCAAAAUUCCGGAUGAAUUAAAACCAUGGUUGGUUGACGACUGGGAUUUAAUUUCAAGACAAAAAAUGCUGGUAUCAUUGCCAUGUAAACUGUCUGUAGAUCAGAUAUUGGAUGAUUAUGUGAAAGCUAAAACAGCCAAGGGAAAUAACCCAAACAAAGAUGCUAUAAUAGAAGUAACUAAAGGAAUCCGAGAAUAUUUCACUGUGAUGUUAGGAACACAUUUAUUAUAUAAAUUUGAACGGCCACAAUAUAAAGAAAUUUUAACAGACCAUUCUAAUACACCUAUUACUAGUAUUUAUGGUGCCACGCAUUUAUUACGAUUAUUCGUGAAGUUAGGGGGAAUGUUAGCCUAUACAGCGUUAGAUGAAAAAAAUGUUCAGUUGUUAUUAACUCAUAUUCACGACUUUUUAAAAUAUUUACAUAAAAAUUCCUCGACCUUGUUUAAUAUUAAAGAUUAUACAGUGGCGCCACCAGAAUAUCAUCGUAAAGCUCUCUGA
Molecule: messenger RNA, 882 nt
Organism: Lottia gigantea (owl limpet)
Lineage: Eukaryota; Metazoa; Mollusca; Gastropoda; Lottiidae
Exons: 12
Coding region: 1-882 (293 amino acids)
Biological process (GO): regulation of DNA-templated transcription; chromatin organization
Cellular component (GO): nucleus; NuA4 histone acetyltransferase complex
Source: RefSeq, a predicted model, not a curated record